Hyla sarda is the source of this 2389-nucleotide messenger RNA. Its product is annotated as receptor-interacting serine/threonine-protein kinase 3-like. The transcript has 11 exons. The coding region runs from base 19 to 1284 and encodes 421 amino acids. NCBI's taxonomy places the organism in Eukaryota, Metazoa, Chordata, Amphibia, Anura, Hylidae. The record is from RefSeq and is a predicted model, not a curated record. Gene Ontology annotation, biological process: protein phosphorylation. Gene Ontology annotation, molecular function: ATP binding; JUN kinase kinase kinase activity.
GUGCUUCGUCUCCUUGGGAUGUAUAAGAAACCUGAAGGAAAUCUUAUUGAACACGGACUGGUCAUGGAGUACAUGCCCUAUGGCUCUUUACGGUCUCUCUUUGACAUAAUCCCUGAUGUCCCCUGGGCUCUAAGGUUUCAGAUUCUCCACCAGGUGGCCCUGGGAAUGAACUAUCUCCACAGUCUUGACCCACCAAUCAUCCAUCGAGAUCUAAAACCCAGUAAUGUACUGCUAAGCAAGCACUUAGAUGUACAGAUCACGGAUUUUGGAUUGUCUAAGAUUAUUGGGGCUACAAGUUCUAUAACUCCAUCAAAUGCCGGAACCUUGUCAUACAUGGCACCGGAAGCUCUGAAAGACAUCAACUAUCAUCCUACUAAAUCCUAUGAUGUUUACAGCUAUGGAAUCCUAACAUGGACUGUGUUCUCCAGUGAAGAACCAUAUCCAGGUAUCAAUGCAGCUUUAAUCCAGCACUUUGUGAGUGAAGGCCAAAGACCUAGAGACAGUGUCCUAGACCAGUACAGAGAUGUAAAAAUGGUUCCUGAAGCGAAAGACUUAAUGAUUAAAUGUUGGAACCAAAAGGCAGAGGACAGACCCAGCUUUAAUGACUGUAGUGAAACUACAGCAUUGAUGUUUGAGGCUUAUGGAGAUGAAAUUGUUGAUGCUGUUCGAAGUGUUCAAGAUCUUCUCAAUAGGAUCUCUUCCCAAGAUCAGUUAUCGGAAACAUCAGGAACAUUAUAUGAUUCCACCCUCUCUAUGGAGGAUUUCAUCAAAGCUUUAAGGAAUGAUCUGCAAACUGAUGAAAAGACAGAAAACUCAUUUUCAGCAGAUAAACAAAUACAAGUUAAAAAACAUAAGAAUGACAAAAUGGAUCGUCCUUCAAAAGUGAUCCACAAGGCUGAUGAUAUCUCACCAGCAGCUUUAAGGAAUGAUCUGCAGACUGAUGAAAAGACAGAAAACUCAUUUUCCGCAGAUAAACAAAUAAAAGUAAAAAAACAUAAGAAUGACAAAAUGGAUCGUCCUUCAAAAGUGAUUCACAAGGCUGAUGAUACCUCACCAGCAGAAUUUGUUAUGGAUAAUAUUGCAACAGCCAUCAAGAAUUCCGGUGACUUUAAAAAGAUAGUAAACAAGCUUGAUAAUGACAGCAUCCUAUCCAAAGAUGAACAGAAGGAACUGUACAGCACCAAGAGUUUAAAGGACUUAGGGAACAAAGCUGGGAAAGUUAUUCUUACAAAAUCCGAAAAGAAUCCGGAAGCUAUUAUAUCUUUUAUCAAGAAACUCUUUUGAAAAUUAUGUAAAUACAAUUCAAUAAUGGUCAAGCACUGUGUCCUUUAAAGGGGUACUCGAGUGGGAAUUUGUUUUAAAAAUCAUCUGUGCCAGCAAGUUAUACAGAUUUGUAAAUACAGAUUUGAAAAAAUCUUAAUCCUUCCAGUACUUACCAGCUGCUGUAUGCUCCAGAGGAAGUUGUGUAGUUCUUUCCAGUCUGACCACAGUGCUUUCUGCUGCCACCUCUGUCCGUGUCAGGAACUGUCCAGAGCAGGAGAGGUUUUUAAAGUACCCCUUUAAAGGAACAUUAUAUCAAUACAAUACAGUAUUUAUGAAAAUCAAUAGACUUUACAUCAUAGUGAACUGGUGAAUAUUGAUGUGGUUUAUUCAGCUUUCUCCUAUGGGGAGUUCAAGUUAGGAUGGUUUUAGCAUUCUCAGAACCCUUCUUUCCAUACUGACAAGGAUUAUAUGUGAAAUUGAACAGUCCUACAAGUAAGGAGGGGUAAUUUUAAGAGCAUAAUAGAAGAGGUCCCGUAAAAUAUAAAGUUUAGUAAUAAGACAAGUUAAAAUCCUCCAGAGGAAAAAAAGUGUAUUACCAAAAUGUGACAAAAUAUAGCAAUUAAAUAGGCUGUUAAAGCAAGGAAUUGAGUCCGUGAACAGUAAGAUUCAAGACAUGAUAGACAAAAAGACUUAUUGAUCAGAUCUAUUUGGCCUAGUUGUGUAAACAAUAGCACCACCUUUAAAACUCAAAUAUCUGAGACUAUAAUGACUCACUAGCGAGAAAAAUGCAUGCAUUUCCUACGCGUUUCUCUCCACAUAUUAUUUACAGUAGUAUAUGGAGACGUCCUCAGGGGAACCAUCAUCGGCCAAAAAAAAGGCCAUAAAUAAAAUAUGGACUUUGUUUUGUCAAUUACAGAAGAAAAUGUGCCCGUAAAAUAUAACAUAUUGAAUAUAACAAACGCUUAGUAGUUUUCUCCAUACACAAACCAGUUUUAAGUCUAAAUUUGAUACCUUGUUAAAGACCUGGACCAUGUAUGACUAACAUAAUAUUCCUGUGUUUGUAUUUUAGUAUACUGUGCAUAUGUUUUGGGUUGUUGUUUAUUGCCUUAUUGUUUACACUUUUUUU